Messenger RNA from Cylindrotheca closterium, 2004 nucleotides. The record is from the annotation of a GenBank genome assembly. Lineage: Eukaryota; Bacillariophyta; Bacillariophyceae; Bacillariales; Bacillariaceae.
AUGAUAACGACGGCGUCUCCUCCUUCCGAUGCCAGAAGAGGGAGCCAAACGGACAAUGUAGAGGAUAAUCAAUACCAUGGUGAACAUUCCAUAGACAAUUUUGAUGAUGAUGAUGAUGAUGAUGUUUCUGACAACCAAGUUGAUGCAAUUGCUCGUCGAAAGCAAGUCGACCGAUACAUGAGAUUCCUGACCUUCAUGGCGGCCAUUGGCGGCUUUUUGUUUGGCUACGAUACUGGUGUUGUUUCGGGUGCCAUGUUGCCAAUGAAGCGAGCCUUUCAUCUUACGCCGGAGCAGCAAGAAGUUGUGGUUUCUUCCACUGUCUUUGCUGCGUUUGUCUCGUCUUUGUUUGGUGGGACAAUGAACUACAAGUUUGGGCGACGGCUUUCCAUUCUGUUUGCCGCUUUUGUUUUUACCCUUGGCUCUUUAAUUCUAUUUGUGGCGUGGGACUAUUCGAUUCUUGUUUUGGGAAGGAUCAUUCUGGGUAUCGGCAUUGGAGUGGCAUCCUUGACAACUCCCAUUUACAUUGCAGAAGUGGCCUUACCAGAAAUGAGAGGCCAACUAGUUACAAUCAAUACACUCAUGAUUACCUUUGGUCAGUUCUUUGCUGGUAUGGUCGACGGUGUCUUUGAUCAAUUCUUUCCGACCACUGGCUGGAGGUUCAUGCUGGGUUUGGCUGCCGUUCCGAGUAUUGUCAUGUUUUUUGGCUUUCUUGGUCUGCCCGAGUCGCCGCGUUGGCUGGCCAGCAAGGGAAAGGUGGAUCAGGCAAAGCAAGUCUUAUACAUAUUACGAGAAACGAAUGAACAAGCCGAUGAAGAACUCAUGGAUAUUGUAAAGGCAUUGCCUCACAAGACGAUAGCCUCAUCGGAAUCAUUGUCAUCUUCUUCUUCUGGUCGUGGUCCCAAUAAUCAUGGUGCUACGACGUCCUAUGGCAGUGAUGGCUUGGGGCACGAGGGUUUGCACGACGAUGAUAGAAGAAUGAUGUCAUCACACCAUGUGGAAUAUGAAUCGUUUUGGAUCCGCGUCUACAACAUGUUGUCCCAUGCUCCCACCCGAAAGGCCCUCUUUUUGGGUUGCGGACUCAUGGCGGUCCAGCAAUUUGCUGGCAUUAAUACGGUCAUGUACUAUGCUGCCAGCAUUUAUGAAAUGUCGGGCUUUGGUGAAUUGACUGCCGUGUGGUUGUCUGGCUUUACUGCCCUGGCUCAAGUGGCUGGGAUUGCUACCAGUACUGUCUUGGUGGAUAAGGUUGGGAGACGGACCUUGGUACUCACUUCGUUGGGCUUGGUCUCGCUCUCACUCACGGGAUUGGCAACUUCCUUUUACCUCGCGCGCAUAUCGUCAGGAUCCAUUGACUUGCAACAGACGUCCUACCUUUGCCAUAAGCAACCAGCGACCACUUGGGAUGGCAUUACGGCAUACUGUUAUGACUGCACGAGCAUUCCUUCCUGUGGAUACUGCAACGGAGCCUGCGUUCAAGGCAAUGCAACCGGACCCUUUUCCUUUAUGAAUGGCAGCAAUGUCAUAUCUGGUAUUUGCCCCGCAUCUCUAGAAGAAAUGACAGGAACUGAGGCUAGUAUCACAACUGCUUGGCAAUUCGAUACGUGUCACAAUCCCUAUGGAUUAUUGUCUGUCUUCUUCAUGGUCAUGUACCUAUUCACCUUUGGAAUUGGUAUGGGAGCGAUGCCAUGGACCAUCAACAGUGAAAUUUAUCCACUCAAGUACCGUUCUCUGGCGGUUUCCUUUUCGACAGCAACGAAUUGGAUUGGCAAUCUGGUCGUCAGUGCGACCUUUUUGUCGAUUAGCAGUCCAAAAGUUCUAAGAGCAUACGGAGCUUUUGGCUUGUACGGUGGUAUUGCUGUAUUGGGAUUUGUCUGGUUGUACUUUGCCUUGCCAGAAACGAAAGGACUGUCACUGGAACAAAUUGAACGGCUCUUUCGGCACACGGCGGAUGGUGGGUACGACGUUAUGUCUUCAAAUCAUGCGGAACGACAAUCACUCAAAACAUGA